AUGGAUAACGCUCACACAAAGAGUGUUGAAGAAGUUUAUAGCCAUUUCUCCGUCAACGAAAGCACUGGACUUGGUUUGGACCAGGUGAAACGUCAAAAGGAGAAAUGGGGCUCGAACGAGUUACCUGCUGAAGAAGGGAAGUCUCUAUGGGAGCUUGUUGUUGAACAAUUUGAAGAUUUACUUGUACGAAUUCUUCUGCUGGCAGCUUGUAUAUCUUUUGUCUUGGCCUUGUUCGAGGAUGGAGAAGAAACAAUCACAGCCUUUGUGGAGCCUUUUGUAAUCUUACUCAUUCUUAUAGCCAAUGCCAUCGUGGGUGUGUGGCAGGAACGCAAUGCUGAGGAUGCCAUUGAAGCCCUAAAAGAGUACGAGCCUGAGAUGGGCAAGGUCUACCGCCAGGACAGGAAGACCGUUCAGAGGAUCAAGGCCAAAGAAAUCGUGCCAGGAGACAUCGUAGAGGUUUCUGUUGGAGACAAGGUUCCUGCAGACAUCCGUCUCUCUUCCAUCAAAUCUACAACCCUGAGAGUAGACCAGUCUAUCCUGACCGGCGAGUCCGUCUCUGUCAUCAAGCACACCGACCCAGUGCCUGACCCCCGAGCUGUCAACCAGGACAAGAAGAACAUGCUCUUCUCUGGCACCAACAUCUCGUCUGGCAAGGCUAUUGGUGUGGUGGUGGCUACGGGCGUGAACACUGAGAUUGGUAAGAUCCGUGACGAGAUGGCAGCCACUGAGCAGGAGAAGACCCCCCUGCAGCAGAAGCUGGAUGAGUUCGGGGAGCAGCUGUCCAAGGUAAUCUCCCUGAUCUGCAUCGCUGUGUGGAUGAUCAACAUCGGCCACUUCAACGACCCCGUCCACGGAGGCUCCUGGAUCCGCGGCGCCGUCUACUACUUUAAGAUUGCCGUGGCCCUGGCUGUGGCCGCCAUCCCCGAGGGUCUGCCCGCUGUCAUCACCACCUGCCUGGCCCUGGGCACCCGCCGCAUGGCCAAGAAGAACGCCAUCGUCCGCAGCCUGCCCUCUGUGGAGACCCUGGGCUGCACCUCUGUCAUCUGCUCCGACAAGACUGGCACCCUCACGACCAAUCAGAUGUCUGUCUGCAGGAUGUUCAUCCUUGACAAGGCCGAGGGGAACAGCUGCUCUCUGAAUGAGUUCACCAUCACUGGCUCUACCUACGCCCCUGAGGGAGAAGUGUACCAGGAUGGCAGACUAGUGAAGUCCUCUGCGUACGAUGGUUUAGUGGAGAUUGCCACCAUCUGUGCUCUGUGCAAUGACUCCUCUCUGGACUAUAAUGAGGCCAAAGGUGUGUAUGAGAAGGUUGGCGAGGCCACAGAGACGGCCCUCACCUGCCUGGUGGAAAAGAUGAAUGCGUUUGACACCGACAUCAAAGACCUGUCCAAGAUCGACAGGGCCAACGCCUGCAACUCUGUGAUCACGCAGCUGAUGAAGAAGGAGUUCACCCUGGAGUUCUCCAGAGACAGGAAGUCCAUGUCUGUGUACUGCACUGCCAACAAGGCCCGCUCCUCCCUCGGAAAGAUGUUUGUCAAGGGUGCCCCAGAGGGCGUUAUUGACAGAUGUACCCAUGUCAGGGUGGGCACCAACAAGGUUGCCAUGACCCCAGGCAUCAAGGAGAGGAUAAUGUCUACAAUUCGAGAGUACGGGACGGGGCGUGACACCCUGCGCUGCCUGGCUCUGGCCACCCGGGACGCCCCACCCAGGAAGGAGGAUAUGGUGCUGGUCGAUUGUGCCCGUUUCGCUGGUUACGAGUCUGGCUUGACCUUCGUGGGCUGCGUUGGCAUGCUGGACCCUCCCAGGACAGAGGUGGCUGCCUCCAUCAAGUUGUGCCGCCUGGCCGGCAUCCGAGUCAUCAUGAUCACUGGCGACAACAAGGGCACUGCCGUGGCCAUCUGCCGCCGUAUCGGCAUCCUGAGCGAGGAGGAUGACGUGGACAAAAUGGCGUUCACAGGCCGCGAGUUUGACGACCUGUCUCCCCAGGCACAGCGCGAUGCCGUGACCAACGGCCGCUGCUUCGCCCGUGUCGAGCCCUCCCACAAGUCCAAGAUCGUUGAGUUCUUGCAGGGCAUGGAUGAGAUCACGGCCAUGACUGGUGACGGAGUGAACGAUGCACCUGCCUUGAAGAAGGCAGAGAUUGGCAUCGCCAUGGGCUCUGGCACUGCCGUGGCCAAGUCAGCCUCUGAGAUGGUCCUGGCCGAUGACAACUUCUCUUCUAUCGUGGCGGCUGUGGAGGAGGGCAGGGCCAUCUACAACAACAUGAAACAGUUCAUCCGCUACCUCAUCUCCUCCAACGUGGGAGAGGUCGUCUGUAUCUUCCUGACGGCUGCUCUGGGCUUCCCUGAGGCUCUAAUCCCAGUUCAGCUGCUGUGGGUCAACCUGGUGACAGACGGUCUCCCUGCCACUGCACUGGGCUUCAACCCCCCCGACCUGGACAUCAUGAACAAGCCCCCCCGCAGCGCCAAGGAGCCCCUUAUCUCCGGAUGGCUCUUCUUCAGAUACCUGGCCAUCGGAUGUUAUGUGGGAGCUGCCACAGUGGGAGCCGCUACCUGGUGGUUCGUGGCCGCUGAGGACGGCCCUAUGAUCUCCUUGUACCAGCUGAGCCACUUCCUGCAGUGUUCCCCUGACAACCCUGACUUCGCCGACCUGGAGUGUCAUGUGUUUGAGUCCCCCUACCCCAUGACCAUGGCCCUGUCUGUGCUUGUCACCAUUGAGAUGUGCAAUGCCCUUAACAGCCUGUCAGAGAACCAGUCCCUGCUGCGGAUGCCCCCCUGGGAGAACAUCUGGCUGCUGGGGGCCAUCUGCCUCUCCAUGUCCCUCCACUUCCUCAUCCUCUACGUAGAGCCACUGCCCGUCAUUUUUCAGAUCACCCCUCUGGACCUGACCCAGUGGCUGGUGGUGUUGAAGAUCUCCCUGCCCGUCAUCCUGCUUGAUGAGCUGCUAAAGUUCGUGGCCAGGAACUACCUGGAACCCGGUAACCAGCCAGAGUAUAAGUCAUCCGGCAAAGGCUGGUCCCCCUCUGCAUGCACGGAGGGCAUCUCCUGGCCCUUUGUGGGCAUCACCCUCCCGCUGGUGCUAUGGCUCUACAGCAUCGACACUAACGUGUCUGCCCUGUUCUGGUCCUGACUGACUCCAGCACACAACCCUCCCGAUGCACCAGUGUGAGUGGAGAUUAACACACGUCUAACAACCCCCCCCCCCCCAUUAACCAGGAUCAACUACAACAACCACAUCAACUGCAGUGAGCGCUCAAGUCAACAUUUGUACCUGUGUCGACGACAGAUGCUAUCUGUGAGCCCUCUCCUAGGUUUGUCUCCAGGACAUUUUUGUCCAUUCAGUUUUUUUUUUACCAUUCACUAUUCCCUGAGGUUAAUCAUUUGUCGAUGUGUCUUCGUUUAAUAUCAAGCUGUUGGUUGUGUUUUUUUUGUUGUUUUUUUUUGAACAGGCGUAAAAAUCAUCUAUUUAUGAGACGUCUACAGAGAAUUAACACUAUUUUAUCAAGAUGAAGAUUUUUGUAGCUUUGGGAAAGGGUAGGUGGGGGGGGGGGGCAGCUGGGACCCAUAAGCGACGUGCACAGGACUUAGACGUUUGACUCUUGUUUUCAGUGUGAACUUUGACCUCUAAAAACCUUGUGGAUAAGUAUGGUGUGUCGUAACUGUAAGGACCAUCAUUUGCACUGACUCAGAAGUCUGCACAAAAACAUGCAUGUAUUCUGCCCUGGCAUGAGUAACUGAGAUUUCUUCAACAAUAAAUGUUUCCUUCCCGUUUGAUCUCCUCCAUGUUUCCUUUCUGCACUAGGCACAGCUACCUCAACGCUAAUAAUAUGACUAUUGAUAACUACCCGUGUUUCUCACUAAGCUUUUCAUAAACAUUGUCAUAUUGAGUGUUGAGGUAUGCACCAUUUUGCUUUUGCAGAAAGAAAUAGAAAGCCCUCAUUUGCCUUUUUCAUGUUAUUUUAAGAGCUUUUUAAAAAGUUUAAUCUGUGUUCUUUUUAUGUUCCUUGAGUGGGGUUAGGACUAAAUGUUACCUUAGUUCAAUUCAAAGCAUUUAUUUUAUAUAGACAAGCCUGUCGUUAAACACGUUUACUUGAACACAACAUAUUAUAUUAUUCCCAUAAAGGUUCACUUUUUUUAGGUUUAGCUUUAAUUUACGGCACUGUAGUUUCUUUAUUACAAUAAUUAUGAUAUGGAUUAUGUAUAUUGUGCACAUACUGUACUUGAAUAUGUAUAAAUGCACCAAGGGGCUGAUUUAUCUUAUCAGUUGAGCACAAGAUGGAUGCUUGGUGGGACCUUUAUGUGGUCUGGAUUGCCUGUUUGGGUGUGUCAGUAAGUGGAGUCUGCUUUGGCCAUAGUAUAUAAGCCCAACUCUAAAAGGCUAAGAUGACUGGCUGGUAGAAGAGUCUGUAUAUCUGUACAUAGCACACAAAAUAGUAUCUAUGUGCAUGGAGUUUUACAGAUGCUCCAUACCUUUACACUAGUUUACUUGAGCGUGUUUUAGACACACUUUAGGUAGGUAUUCCUGGAAAGCAUGCCCUCGCCGAUACCAGGCCAGUAAGCGCUUGAGUUUUCUUAAACCUAACUGCUAUUUCUUCCAAUGCCUUCUGCCUGUUAACCCAACAGAGUGAGUACCCUCUGCCUGCAUGCUUUCUGCCCACUAGUGUCUCCUCUCAUCCUGGCACUGUCACACACCGAGCCUUGCUGUCUGAGUCUGACAGCAGUAACUCUUCUCCUUGUUGAAAGAAUAAGUGUUGAGUCUGUGCUCUUGGUCUUUGAUACAUUCUUUAAAUGGUACCAUUCCUUGAGUGAUAUUACCAAUUGGUCUUAUCUAUCAGCCAGCAGAGGCCAUCGGCAGGAUCUUGUAAUAUGGAGGAAAAUUGGAGGCGCCUUCAUUUCAACAUCCCUUUGUCAUUAAGUGCCAGGCAAACCUACACUAUAGGAUUAAGACCCUGUGUCUGUCUUAGUUCCACCUGGAUCAAGUCUGUUUUUAAGGGAUUGAUGUGUAAAGCGUCAUUACUGGUAGCAAGUUUUGAGCUCUGACAUGUGACUCGCAGGGCAUGGUGUUUCACUUAAUAUGGCUUACUGCAUUUAUUCCCAUCCUGCUUGCACGUGGCAUGGCCCUAGACAUUAUGACUGUAAGUAGAAAAUGAAGCAGAUUACCUUUUAAUAAUGGCUUUUUGUUCACCAUGCCUUUUUAAAUGCCUAGUGAGGAAGCCAUGCCUCUGGUUUGCACCUUUUGCUUCUUUGACCUAUGCCAUAUUUCUGUCGUCCUCUGAUUGGUUUCUCUCUGUCUUUCUCUGUUCUCUCUCUGCAGCUAGUGCCGUGUAAACCCGCCCCUCUAAAUCCCUUGCAGGAACUGUAAGGUUUUGUUUGUGUUGUGCAUGUGUUUUUUGAGCAGCAGCACAUCUUCCAAGACCUGCAUGUCAAAGAGAUAUCAAGACAGGAUUGAUACAUUUCAUAAGCAAUUCCAUUUCAAAAAAAGUACUAAUAAUCAAAUGGUAAAUAUUUUAAACAGAAUGGGCAUAAAUGGGUAUGAAGUGUUUUUGGAAUCAAAUUAACCAAUCCCCAGUCCCUCAAACCUUACUGCAUGGGGAAGCCUUCAAACUAGACAAGACAGAGUUCUCAUGCCAUCUUAAUAAACUUAGAUGUCAUAGUUUUAUAUUAAUGUACAAUAUUUCAUGAUGCAUGUCCUCUGAAGCAGUGAAUUAUUUGAUCAGAUGUGUAAUAGUUAAUGUAUAGUAUUGCUAAAUUAAAGACAUUAAUUUACAAACAAUAGUACAAAUGUUAAAUAAGCUCAAAUGCCUAUCUUUUCCUAAGGAAAUCUUUUUUUGAAUAGGAUGUGUAAAAUAACCAGACUAUUUGCUUUGCACUGUGAUGUGCGAUAUGUUUGAAGCAGAUUUUGCAGUAUCUGGGAAGGGCGGAGGUGCGGCGAUACAGUGAUGCAUACAUUAUCUUGAAAGCAGUCAGUCCCUUCAAUGGCACGUGUUUGCCAAACUGUACUGUAAUUUCAGAGCAUACGAUUGUAUUAUGUAUCACAUGAUUUGUGGUUUCAGCUAAAUAAAGCGAUUAUACAUGUGUU
This is a messenger RNA of Salvelinus sp. IW2-2015, 6078 nucleotides long. RefSeq names its product sarcoplasmic/endoplasmic reticulum calcium ATPase 2. Gene Ontology annotation, molecular function: ATP binding; P-type calcium transporter activity; ATP hydrolysis activity. Gene Ontology annotation, cellular component: membrane. NCBI's taxonomy places the organism in Eukaryota, Metazoa, Chordata, Actinopteri, Salmoniformes, Salmonidae. Gene Ontology annotation, biological process: intracellular calcium ion homeostasis; calcium ion transmembrane transport. The record is from RefSeq and is a predicted model, not a curated record.